UGUUUCCUCUCUUUAGUUUAUCCUGGAUAAUUCCUAAACUGCCUGUUGUGUUCACUAAUAAUUUCCUGUGUCGUGGUUCAUGUGCUUGGUGCUUCUGACGCGUGAUGUUGUCUACCUGGGUCGCUUAAUAUCACCUCCGACCCAGAUCAUUCGGAAUUUGGAAGUACUGCUUCAGAAAACGGUUGUGUUUUCUCCUAUACGCCUGCGUUUUUGUUCUGUUGAGUAUUUUGUUAAGAAGUAGAAUAGCUUUAGAAUGGCACGGGGCUCAGAACUCACCCAACCUAUCCUGAACCCAGUGGGAAUUUGCAGUAAAUAACCAUGCAAAACAAUGUGAUGCUAUGUUAUUUUGUGUACAUUUUGUUUAUCAAUUUGUAGUUAGUGUUUUUAGGUGUGUGUAUAUUUCAAACUGUUUUCUUGCGUGACAGUUUCUUCUAUCCUCCCCUCACAAGGCUUCUGGCAGGUGUUAUGAGACCUUACCUUCAUAAAACACUUUAUAGGCGUCCUUCUGUCACAUAGGAGGCAGAGCUAUCUCUAAUUCAAAACAUACGUUUUCUGUUAAUGUUAACAUUUAAAAUGUCACAGCCUUUUUGUCUAGUUGUUACAGUAAGGGUGCCUUCUGUAAUUUACAUUGUAUCUGAUGAGUAAUCGGUUAUACAGCUGGGUCACUACUACGUUGUAAGGCCUCCUAUUUUCCUAUUUUAUCUUGUGUUUCUUAUCUUACGAAAAGAUGGUCUAAUUUCAAGGGAGAAACAGAACAUUGGACCAGCCGCAUGUUGCAACUGAAGGUUUACCAGAUUUUAUAAUGGAUUCCUGGCCACUGUCGGUUGGCCUGCAAAAAUCAAAUAUUGUUGUUUCCGAGUUGCUUUACAAACGAAAUAAUCAAAAGCAGUUGCUUCUCUGGCCAAGGUUGGGUUAAGUUCUUUGCAUUUUUGAUUUAGGGUUGAAUACUUGGAACGGUUGGCUGUCUUUGGAAGGAAAAUUGAUGUCUUCUUCCUAGGCAGAUUGACUGGCUCUAGCUCUCAGCUUCAUUUUUUUUUGCCUAAAUAUCUGUGGUUAAGACGCGUAUCUUUACCAACCCCAUUUGACUGCUGAAGUCAAGUGGGUUUUUAUUAAGUGCAUUCUUUUCCAGAGCUGACAUCAUAGAAACGUCAAUCCCCCCAUUUGUUUACAGUGCAAUUAUUACACAAAGUAUGAAAAAAAAAAACCAGGGUUGCUGUAAUGGGCUUUAAAAUUAAAGAAAGAAAAGAAAUAGACAAAAAUAUGCGAUGUGUUUCUGAACAAGAAGACAGACUUUUGCUCCUCGAGAAUCCCAGAAGUACAAUACAAAAGGAAAUAAUAUGGCUGACACGGACCUGUUUAUGGAAUGCGAAGAGGAGGAACUUGAACCCUGGCAGAAGAUCAGUGACGUGAUUGAGGACUCUGUGGUGGAAGAUUACAACUCGGUGGACAAAACGGCUACAGUUUCAGUCAGCGUGCAGCCGGUGGCCGCCCCGGUGCCAACCGUUGCCCACGCGUCCAUCGGCAGCGGCCUCCCCACCACGCCCGUUAGCAGCAGUGGCACCUCCAACAGUGACAGCACGAAGAAGACGUUGGUGACUCUCUUUGCAAACAAUAGCACCGGCACGCCUCUGGUUCAGCAAGGGGGCCAGCCCCUGAUCCUCGCUCAGAACCCCACCUCCGGCCUCAGCACGGUGGUGACCCAGCCUGUUCUCCGGCCUGUGCAGGUCAUGCAGAAUGCAAACCACGUGACUAAUUCUCCCGUGACCAGCCAGCCCAUCUUCAUCACCACUCAGGGUUUCCCCGUGCGGAACGUCCGGCCUGUGCAAAACACGAUGAACCAGGUUGGGAUCGUCCUGAAUGUGCAGCAGGGUCAGACCGUACGGCCGAUUACGCUCGUCCCAGCCCCAGGCACACAGUUUGUGAAGCCAACCGUCGGCGUCCCUCAGGUUUUCUCCCAAAUGGCCCAGAUGAGGCCUGCUCCCGCCAUGCCUGUCCGACCGGCCUCCAACACGUUCACGACGGUCAUUCCGGCCACCCUGACCAUCCGGAACACGGUCCCACAGUCUCAAGCGCAGCAACCGCAAAGUAAGUCCUCCUUCGGCAUCUCCUCCUCCUCCUCCUCUUCCUCCACCACCCCAUCGCUCGUCCUGGGACAGUUCCCCGUGCAGCUGUCCCCGGGCGUCCCUCCCUCUUCCGAACAGAAACGAUCGGCUUCUCUCCUCCUUUUCCCGCCAGUGAGCAUUGCGAGUUUUGUCGCAGUGAAGAAACCCGGCAUGGCGGGCGACAACAGCAACGAGGUGGUCAAGUUGGUGAAUACCCUGAACACCGUCCCUUCGCUUGCCCAGAGCUCGGGCCCCCUGGUGGUGCCCAACAACAGCCAGGCCCAUGGUUCCCAGAGGACGGGCCUCUCGGAGUCCUCCUCGCAGAAAGUCAGCUCCUCGCCGAUCCCCGCCUUCGACCUGCAAGACAGCGGGCGGAAAUCCUGUCCUCGCUGCAACGCCCAGUUCAGGAUCACGGAAGCUUUAAGAGGCCACAUGUGUUACUGCUGCCCCGAAAUGGUGGAAUUCCUGAAGAAAGGGAAACCCCUGGAGUCCGAGCCAAAUAUCCACGCCCCCAAGCCCCCUUCCCCGGAUAAAACCGCCGCCGUGGCUUCGCCCCCCUCCUCCACCCCCAUCCCCGCCCUGUCGCCGCCAUCCAAGCUCUCCGAGCCGGGCGACGGCGCCAGCGAGGGGGUGCAGAGCAAGCUGAUCAUGUUGGUCGACGACUUCUACUACGGCAGGGACGGGGGCAAAGUCAGCCAGCUGCUCAACUUCCCCAAGGUGCCAACCUCCUUCCGAUGCCCGCACUGUACGAAGAGGCUCAAGAAUAACAUACGGUUCAUGAACCACAUGAAGCACCACGUCGAACUGGACCAGCAGAACGGAGAGGUGGACGUCCACACCAUCUGCCAGCACUGCUACCGGCAGUUCACCACGCCGUUCCAGCUCCAGUGCCACUUGGAGAACGUCCACAGUCCGUACGAAUCCACCACCAAGUGCAAGAUCUGCGAAUGGGCUUUUGAGAGCGAGCCCAUGUUCCUGCAGCACAUGAAGGACACCCACAAGCCCGGGGAGAUGCCCUAUGUCUGCCAGGUUUGCCAGUACCGUUCGUCGCUCUACUCCGAAGUGGACACCCACUUCCGGAUGGUGCAUGAGGACACCCGUCACCUCCUCUGUCCGUAUUGCCUCAAGGUCUUCAAAAACGGCACGGCGUUCCAGCAACAUUUCAUGAGGCACCAGAAAAAGAGCGUCUACCACUGCAACAAAUGCCGCCUGCAGUUCCUCUUCGCCAAGGACAAGAUCGAGCAUAAGCUGCAGCACCACAAAACCUUCCGGAAGCCCAAGCAGCUGGAAGGGCUGAAGCCGGGCACCAAGGUGACCAUCAGGGCCUCCCGAGGCCAGCCGCGGACGUUGCCCCUCUGCGCGAACGACAUGCCCCCGGGCCUCCUGCAGGACACGGCCUUGCUCUCGGCGUCUCCGGAUCCCCAGCCGAACUUCUCGUACCCGCCCUUCCAGAGGAGCAUCCAGAAGAAGGCCGUCCGGAAAAUGUCAGAGCUGCUUCUUCCCAAGUUUCAAACUCACCUUAAGGGACUUUCCCCUCUGUGUCGAUAUUUCAUCCCCCACUGGGCUGUCGCUUUGUUGGGGAGGGGUUACACACACACAAACACACACAGAGACUCUAAUUUAACUCUCCCUCCCUCUUGCAGGAGCGUCCUCGGCCGGCAGACCUGCCUAGAAUGCAGCUUCGAAAUCCCGGACUUCCCCAACCACUUCCCCACCUACGUCCACUGCUCGCUCUGCCGUUACAGCACCUGCUGCUCCCGCGCUUACGCCAACCACAUGAUCAACAACCACGUUCCUCGCAAAAGCCCGAAGUACUUGGCCUUGUUCAAAAACUACACUGCUUGUGGGGUCCGGUUGGCCUGUUCCGCUUGUCUCUUUGCUACGUCGGAGGGCGACGCCAUGGCCAAGCACCUGGUCUUCAACCCGUCGCACGAAUUCAGCAACGUCAUUCUGCGAGGUCCGGCUUGGGGCUCCCAUAUAAGGCCUGCCCAGCCGUUUGAAGGAGGCACGAAACCCUCCGUCUCCACCGCCUCGCCCAGCAAAGCCGCCACUGUGAACACGCCGCCUCCUCCUCUUCUGCCCGAGGAGGAGGGAGAGGAGAGAGUCCCGGAAGCGCCGCCGGUGGUCCCCGAGCCGACGCCCGAGGCCAGCUGCUCUCCUGCCGCGGUCCAGGAGAACGAGGGUUCCACCGCCUCGAACGUCGACAGCCGCGAAGACGAACCUUCGCCCAAGGAGGCUCCUGAGCCCGUCAGCAGGAAGGAGCAGCUCUCUGUGAAGAAGCUCCGGGUCGUCCUCUUUGCCUUGUGCUGCAACACCGAGCAGGCGGCGGAACACUUUAAGAACCCGCCCCGGCGGAUCCGUCGCUGGCUGAGGCGCUUCCAGGCCUUCCAGGAGGAGAACGUGGCUUCUCUGUCGGAGGCCAAGUACCUAAGCUUGGAAGCGGAGGAGAAGCUGGCCGAAUGGGUCCUCACGCAGCGCGAGCAGCAGCUGCCGGUCAACGAGGAGACCCUCUUCCAGAAGGCCACCAAGAUUGGCCGGUCUCUGGAGGGGGGCUUCAAGAUCUCCUACGAGUGGGCCGUCCGGUUCAUGCUGCGGCACCACCUCAGCACGCAUAGCCGCCGGGCGGUGUCUCACCCGCUCCCCAAGGACGUGGCGGAGACCUCCAGUUGUUUUAUUGAGUUCGUGCAGGGCCAGAUCCACACCCAGGACCUGCCCCUCUCCAUGAUCGCGGCCAUCGACGAGAUCUCCCUCUUCCUGGACGCUGAGGUCCUCUGCAGCGACGACCGGAAGGAGAACGCCUUGCAGACGGUGGGCACCGGGGAACCCUGGUGCGACGUGGUCCUGGCCAUCUUGGCCGACGGGAGCGUCCUGCCCACCGUGGUCUUCUACCGAGGCCGCCUGGAGCAGCCCGCCAACGUGCCGGAGACGAUCCUGCUGGAGGCGAAGGAGAACGGCCACAACGACGACGAGAUCAUGGAUGUCUGGUCGUCCAAAGUCUGGCAGAAACACAUCGAGCACCAAAACGGCAAAAGCAUGCUGGUCCUGGACUGCCAUCGGACGCACCUUUCCGAAAAGGUCCUCUCCAUGCUGAGCUCGUCCAGCACUUUGCCCGCGGUGGUGCCGUCCGGCUGCAGCUCCAAAAUCCAACCUUUGGACGUUUGCAUCAAAAGAACGGUGAAAAACUUUGUGCACAAAAAGUGGAAAGAGCAGGCCAAGGACAUGGCGGACUCCCCCUGCGACUCGGACAUCCUCCUGCAGCUCGUCCUGUGUUGGCUGGCCGAAGCCCUGGAGGUCAUCAGCGACUGCCCUGAACUGGUGCAGCAGUCGUUCCUAGUGGCCAGCGUCCUGCCCGGCCCGGACGGCACGGCCAACACGCCCAGCCGCAACGCUGACAUGCAGGAGGAGCUGAUCGCUUCGCUGGAGGAGCAGCUGAAGCUCCGCAACGAACUGCAGGACGAGGAGGGCGACCUGAACAACGACGAGGGGGGGAACCCCUCGGAGGAAUCCGCUAACCCCGAGAUCCUCCACCAGCUCUUCGAGGGGGAGAGCGAGACCGAAUCCUUCUACGGCUUCGAGGACGCAGACCUGGAGCUGAUGGAAGUGUGAACGCGGCCGAAGGAGAGGGGAAUGAGAUGAAUUCCUUCUCUCCCCCCCUUUUUUUUUCUCCUUAAAUAAACUGUUGGACGAGACCGUUUCUCCCCCCCUCCUCUUACUUCCCUGUGGAUUUUGUGGCUGCGGGAGACGCGUAGGCGAAACACGACGCAAAUUUAAGGAUAGCCAUGUCUGCUGUUGGAUUCCUUCAAAAAGAAAACGGAAAACACGUGGGGUUUUUUGCCCCUCCUCCCCUCCCUUAAAUCACUGUUGUGGCAUUUCCUGAAGAUAUAUAUUGUGGGUGGAUUUAUUAUUAUUAUUAUUAUUUGGUUUUGGUUUAUUUUUGCAUUUCCUUUACCUCACUGUAUUAUAGUUUCUGGGUUUUUAUUUUGUUGGUCUUUUUAUAUAUAUAUAUAUAUAUAUAUACUGUGCAAAACAAUUAUACCACAUUAUCAAUGUGGCUUUUUUUCGGGGUGGGCAAGGAAAAGAGAUACGGAGCUGAUGGAAGAUUUCUCUAUCUCGUUCUUUCUGCAGAUUAUUUUUAUUUUUCCCUACAACCCUUGGACACGGAAACGUAGAUUUCCGGGGUAAUUUUAUUUUAUUUUUUUAGCUACAAAUGAUUUUUUUUUUUUUUUUUUGGAACCUAGAGUUGCCCACAAGAAUAAUUGGGAGAUGGUUUUACGGAAAGGAGACCAGAACGGCGAUUCAAUGCAGGCAUUAUUGUUCAGGAAGAGGCAAAAAUCUCUUAACGUUUUUUGUACGAAACCUGGAUGUGGACGUUAAAACGGAAACAAAAAUCUACUUGUAGGGGAAAAAAACCAACAACACACCCAGAUUUCAAAGUUCCCAGUGGGGGAAACGUUUUAUCUGAGUUGCUACCGAGAGAGCGCAGUGGGGGAGGCAGUUCGUACCUCCACUGCCGACCCCCCUUUCUACAGCGGCCGAUCGCCAAGGGAUUCUCUGAACGGAACCCCCCCUCCCUCCUCCCCCCUUGACAUCGCCUUUUAAAAAAAAACUCUGCAAGCUACUGACGCCUUUCGCCGAGACACACUACGUUCCCUGACUUAAGUGCUGCAAUCAACCCCAAACUCCGACGUGCACAAAAACGAGGGAAAUUUCUUUGUUUUAUUUUACACUGCCAGCAUAAAAAGAAAAAAAAAAUCCAGAGACAUUUAAAGAAAGAAAGAUGUUUUUUCUACUGUUUGCAUGUUUGAGAGUUUUUUAAAUUGUAACGUAUUAUGGUCUAAAUGACAAAAAACAUUUUGACACAUAGAAAAACAACAACAACAACCCACCCACCUGCCCGCUGUCUCACCCUGUACAUCCUUUUCUGUUUUUACCUUUUGAGGUUGGGGUGGGGUGGGGGGAAUUUAAAUCCUCCCUUAUCUUUCCCCUUCUCUUCCCCCCCACUCCUCCCAAGUCCCCCCCCCCGAGGCCUAACUCAAGGGAAGCAGGAAAUAGGGUGGUUUGACCUGUAAAUGGUUCAUCUUUAAAAUGUACAUAUGUGGAACAUUUAAUAAAACCAGGGAAAUGGA
Thamnophis elegans (Western terrestrial garter snake) is the source of this 7228-nucleotide messenger RNA. It is a transcript of the gene POGZ, whose product is annotated as pogo transposable element derived with ZNF domain. Bases 1338 to 5708 code for a protein of 1456 amino acids. NCBI's taxonomy places the organism in Eukaryota, Metazoa, Chordata, Lepidosauria, Squamata, Natricidae. The transcript is spliced from 17 exons. Gene Ontology annotation, biological process: regulation of DNA-templated transcription. The record is from RefSeq and is a predicted model, not a curated record. Gene Ontology annotation, molecular function: RNA polymerase II cis-regulatory region sequence-specific DNA binding; DNA-binding transcription factor activity, RNA polymerase II-specific.